This is a messenger RNA of Emiliania huxleyi CCMP1516, 2231 nucleotides long. RefSeq lists its product as hypothetical. Gene Ontology annotation, molecular function: guanyl-nucleotide exchange factor activity. The record is from RefSeq and is a predicted model, not a curated record. Gene Ontology annotation, cellular component: cytoplasm. Lineage: Eukaryota; Haptophyta; Isochrysidales; Noelaerhabdaceae. Bases 1 to 1743 code for a protein of 580 amino acids. The transcript has 9 exons.
AUGUCCGGCUGGGGCGACCUGUUCAAGGACAAGUAUGAGGAGCGCAUCGACGAGUCGACCGGCGAGACCAUCAUGGUGGAGAAGGGCACGAAGCACCACAAGCUGGACGCGCAGGGCAACAUAGUCGAUCCCGACGCUGCUCCCGCGCCGAGCCCCUUUGCCGCCGCGUUCGCUGGCGGCGGCGGCAGCAGCGGCGGCAGCGGCGGCUUCCAAUUCGGCGGAGCUCCAGCUGGCGGAGGCGGCGGCUGCACGUUUGGUGGUGCGCCCUCCUCCGCAGGCAGCGGCGGCUUCCAGUUUGGCGGUGCGCCCGCCAGCAGCGGCGGCGGGUUCACGUUUGGUGGCGGCGCUCCUGCAGCGGCCAACGGCGGCGGUGGUUUUGUCUUUGGCGGAGGCGCGGCAGCGCCCGCAGCAGCACCAGCGGCGGCGGCGACGGCGACGGCACGGUCCAAGCGCCCCGCGGAGGAGGCGCCGGCCUCAGUCGCCAAGCGCGGCCGCACCAACGCGCUCGUGCGGACGGGGAACGAGAGCGGCGAGCUGCUGAUCGCCGGAAACGGGGACUGCGGGCAACUGGGAUUUGGCGACGAGGGCAAGCGCGACAGCGUGAAGCUGCUGCUGCUGCCGAUCGCGGCGGCGCAGAUCUGCCAGGUGGCGUGCGGAGGGCUGCACAGCAUCGCGCUCGGGCUGGACGGGCGGCUCUGGUCGUGGGGCUGCAACGACGACGAGGUGCUCGGCAGGCCGGGCGAGGAGGCGGAGCCGCGCGAGGUCGGUGGCGAGCUAGCAGGCGUGCCGGUGAAGAGUGUGACUUGCGGCGACAACCACUCGGCCGCCCUGGCGCGGGACGGCCGCGUCUUCACCUGGGGCACCUACAAGGACUCGAACGGGUACAUCGGCUACUCCCCCGACCUCGCAAAGGCGGGCAGGGCACCCUUUGCCCGCCCCCUGCCCUUGGGCCGAGGGGUGCUCAACGAGAACUUUCGCGAUUGGGUCAAGGCGCGGCUCAAGGAGGACGCGGCGUGGGACGCGACUGAGGCGGCGACGCUGUACCUCGAGCACCGGGCGGCCAUCUCCGAGCGGCAGGCGGAGGAGUUUAAAUUCGACGACCGGCUGCAGAUCAAGGCGGCGUUUGCAGGCGCCCUUUCGCAUCCUCCUUUCCCUCCCCUGCCCCGCCUUCGCCCGACCUCGCCCCCCUCCCCUCUCCCCCUCCCCCCUCCGCCAGGCGCGUACCACACCUUCCUGCUGACCGAGUGCGAGAACGUCUACUCGUGCGGCCUCAACAACAUGGGCCAGCUCGGCCUCGGCUCGCUCGACCCAAACAAGACGAGCACCCCGACCCUGCUCGGCGGCCUGCAGGGGCUCGGCGUCUGCAUGCUCGCCGGGGGCGAGCACCACUCCCUCGCACUCACCACUCGCGGCGAUGUCUACGCCUUCGGGCGCGGCGACAACCACCAGCUCGGCUUGGGCGAUGGCGUCCAGCAGCAGCCGACGCCGACGCUCGUGGCGGCGCUCUGCGGCGUCGCCGGCCACAAGAUCGUGUGCGGCCACUCUCACAACCUGGUCGUCUCGCGCUCGGGCGACCUGUACGCGUGGGGCGUCGGCGACAUGGGCCAGCUCUGCACGGGCCGCGGCGAGGACGAGACCGCCCCGACGCUGGUUGAGGGGCCUGAGCUGGCGAGCCGCGCGGUGCUCGACGCGAGCACGGGCGGGCAGCACUCCGUGCUCGUGGGCAUGCCGCGACCCAGCUGAGUCGGUCGCGGCCGGGCCCUCAACGCACCGGGCGAGGGCAGUGAUGGGCCCAGAGGAACACCUCUUUAGUCUUUACAUCCCCCCCCACGCGCGCGCCACACCGCAAUAUAUUGAUACUGAAAACACCACAUGCGCGCGUCGUCCGUUACACAGAUCGGUCUCUGACAGAUGUCGGUCUCAUGCUACUUAACACGUACGUACGACUCCAGCUGAUAGUGAUUAGUGUGAUGUACCAUGGGACUCGAGCGCCAUGGGAAAGCAGCGUCCGAGAGUUGCUUUUCGCGCGGCCCCGCUCACGCGCGGAUGCCGUCGCUGGUCGAGAUCGCACGCAUCGGGGGCUGGCCGUCCUCCCUGGCCACCGGCACCGCCCCUCCGGCCUGCUGGUGACGGUCUGACGCCUUCUUGAAGUACUCGGCCGAGCCUCCCGCCUCCUCGCUCGCAGCGUCGAUGCCGAGCGCAGAGCGCAUCGAGGCGGAGAGGUAGCGCGG